AAGCAAUGCUGUCGAAAUCACAUGAUCCGCUUUUCAGCUUGCAUGCAGUUGGUGUUAAAAUGUUUCCAGCAUCACAAACUGUCAACUGCGUACAUUGUGACAAUUCUUCCAGAAAAUACACAUGUCCCUCGGCUCUUUAGUAACUAGCUAGCGGUAUAUUUUAUGACAUCGUGGCUCAGUCACGUUUGCGCAGAACUUAGCAUUUAGUGGUAACUAGCUGUACCCUUGCAACUGUUAUUGUUGCUUGGAUCCAAAAGUGACAGGCAGAAAGAACGAAAGUGCGAGGGGGACUGCGAAUUAGCUGGGUUAGCUAGCUACUAGUAGGGCUGAAGCCAAGCGAGGCCUGACUGAGCGAGAGGAUCGUGUUCCCUUCCGACAGAAACACGGCGAAAUCAUGGCCAACAUCGCGGUUCAAAGGAUAAAACGGGAAUUUAAAGAGGUUCUCAAAAGCGAGGAGACGAGUAGAAACCAGAUAAAGGUGGACCUAGUGGAUGAGAACUUCACAGAGCUGAAGGGGGAGAUUGCAGGGCCACCUGACACGCCGUAUGAAGGUGGCAGAUAUCAACUAGAAAUUAAAAUUCCAGAAACAUAUCCCUUCAAUCCACCAAAGGUGCGAUUUAUCACAAAGAUCUGGCAUCCCAACAUCAGCUCAGUCACAGGUGCUAUAUGUCUGGACAUCCUCAAAGACCAGUGGGCGGCAGCUAUGACGCUGAGGACAGUGCUGUUGUCACUACAGGCCUUACUGGCAGCUGCAGAGCCAGAUGACCCACAGGACGCUGUGGUGGCCAAUCAGUAUAAGCAGAACCCAGAGAUGUUCAAACAGACGGCCAGACUCUGGUCUCAUGUGUAUGCUGGCGCCCCCUCCUCCAGCCCAGAGUACACACGCAAAAUAGACAAACUCUGUGCCAUGGGCUUUGACAAAAAUGCAGUAAUAGUGGCGUUGUCGUCGAAAUCCUGGGAUGUGGAGACAGCAACAGAGCUACUGCUCAGUAACUGAGUCUCAAUGCCCCCAUCUGACCCCUCUCCUUCAGUCUCCCUCCAUCUGAAGCCCUUUUCUCUGCUGUCCCUCUGACCCCUCACCCCUCUUAUCUACCUGUUGGAUACCCCCUUUCAACCUCCUGGCAUUUCUCCCAUUGUCAACAUCUCUGUACCACUCUCCUCCAUCUUCCCUGCCAUCUUCAUGUUGGCACUGUUCCCUGCCAUCAUUUCACAUACCUCAAUCAAAUGACUCCUUCCCUUAGGCCAUGUGCCUCUCUACUCAUGCUAUUCAUGUCCAUUACCAUCCCAACUCCUUCAGUCGCUGGCUUUGUCUCAACAUUCUCCACCGGCGUCCUAUGACGUAUACAAUCCUUUUACAUCAGUUAUGACCUUGAAGAAAGUAAGGAAGUGUUGUAAGAUUGUUUGAACAGAGAAAUCUCCACCAUUUUGGCACUUACCACAUCACUGAUGUUUCCUAGCACUUGCAGUAUCCACAUGAUGUGUCAACUGGCUUAGUCUUACCAUCCUAAACUCUCCAUCCCAUCAGCAGGGAGCCCCACCCCUCUCAACCCUGUCAUGACUAUCAUCAUCACUCUUUCUUCUUCCCCCUUUUUUUAUCUGGUUCUGGCCUCCUACAGGAAGACGAUUAGAUUCCCGUUUUUAAAAAGAGAAAGAAAACAAAAAACAGAAACGCUCAGCGCACUGUUUACCGAUAACGCUACUCAAGCAAAUUUAAGACUGGGAGUUAAAAAAUAAUAAAGUGGUUUGAAAGAUAUCGCAUCCACUGAACAACGCCAACAGAGGUUUAAAAAACAACAACCUGUCAAAAGAAUUCAUCUGUAAAUAAAGCUAUUAAAGUCUGUGUAAAUUAA
Oncorhynchus mykiss (rainbow trout) is the source of this 1850-nucleotide messenger RNA. Its product is annotated as ubiquitin-conjugating enzyme E2 K. Lineage: Eukaryota; Metazoa; Chordata; Actinopteri; Salmoniformes; Salmonidae. Gene Ontology annotation, molecular function: protein binding. The record is from RefSeq and is a predicted model, not a curated record.